Drosophila subpulchrella is the source of this 1544-nucleotide messenger RNA. RefSeq lists its product as uncharacterized. The transcript is spliced from 3 exons. The record is from RefSeq and is a predicted model, not a curated record. The coding region runs from base 506 to 1060 and encodes 184 amino acids. Lineage: Eukaryota; Metazoa; Arthropoda; Insecta; Diptera; Drosophilidae.
GAAUUAGUUAUUUAAUAACUGUUAAGCCCAUUUUGUUACAAUUUCGUUGAGCUAUAUAACAUUUAUAUCGAUGAAAAAGUUAAAAGAAUUAUGUUGAUCUUUUCAAAUUGAUGAGCAUACAUAUAUUGAAAAUGGUUUAUUAAUUUUUAAUGAAACGAGCAAUUUAAAGAUUAAAUAAGCACUUCAAGACAUAAUAACCAUCCUUUAAGUAAUAGUUAGUUUACUAUGGUAGUUGAAAACCUAACAAAUCGAAUCAUUUGAAAUACUUUAUUUACCAAACUAAGGACCAAUCGUUCCUUUGAGUGAUGAACCUUUAACUUUAAAUAAUAUCCUCCGUAAAAAUGAUUUUUGUAAACUUAUUCUGAAUAACGUGAAAUAUAGUGAUCAGAUUAUGACAAUUGAAUGUGCAGAAAUGAUUAUAAUAGGGUAUGAGUAGGCAGAGAAGUUGGAAAUUGGAAUCUCCACCGAACGGCGGCAGUCUUUGCCUUCGGCUCAGUGGAUCAAGAUGUGCAAGGUUGUGGGUCUGUGUUGCGGCCUCCUGUCCCUCGGCGCCUUUAUCUCAUGCUUUGUGGCCCUGCACAUGCUCAACAAGAUCAUCCACAUCCAGCUGGACGCCGUUGUUCAUGUGAGCAUUAAAUUGAAGGCCGAAGAAGACUCGGGCGUGCGCUGUCAAAAGACACUGAUCGUGGACAAUCUGGAUGCACCUCAUCUAAGCUGGUUGGAGCUCUUCUACCUGCGCUGGACGGUAGUGUUUACGCUGCUCUACUCCUUCGCCGCAUCCCUCCUCAUCCGGGCCAAAUACUUGGGCAACUUUGAGAUCAGCCGCUCCACCUCCAAUGUGAUGAUAUUGAUGGGAUCUCUGCUGUCAAUGACUCUGCUGGUGGCUACCGUUGUGCUCCAUCAGCGAGAGCCCUUCAUGGAUCUGUGGUGCAACCUCUUUAUCGUCUACCACCUGUACUACAUCGUCCUGACCACCGCCAUGUCAGUGGUUUUCUUCCUGGCCCACUCCUGCCAGGAAAACCUGGAGCUGCAUCGCCCACAGCCAUCUUUAAAGUACUAGGACAAACUAGUGAACCAGCUUAAAAUCAACCAUUUGUUUUGUAAUAUUUGAAAAGAUUCUCUUUUAUUUUAAAAAUAGAAUCCCAAUUAAACUCUUAACUUUUCAUUAACCAUGAUAUCUUGAAAAUCCAUGUAUGAAUCUGUCUACGGUAUAGGUACAACCUGGAGAACCAGUGUAAAAAUAAAAAAUAUUCUUUUAUUUAAAAAGUAUAAUCCCAAUUAAGCCCCUAACAUCUUCAUAAACCAGGGUGACUAUAAAACCCUAACAUCUACAGCAUACAAAAUGUUCUGACUUAUCCCUUCUGCAGUUUAUUAACCACCUUACUAUUUUUCAUAGCCCCUACUCAUAACUAUUUCAAAAAUAAAUAUUUAAAACAUGGCAUUUCACAUUAAUUUGUAUCUUCACAAUGAUUAUAUAUCAUUGUUUAUAAAUAUAGCUUUCCUAAGACCCAUUGAUAAUAUGAUCCGUAACCCAACCAAUAAAA